This is a messenger RNA of Ooceraea biroi (clonal raider ant), 1123 nucleotides long. It is a transcript of the gene Tapdelta, whose product is annotated as Translocon-associated protein delta. NCBI's taxonomy places the organism in Eukaryota, Metazoa, Arthropoda, Insecta, Hymenoptera, Formicidae. The record is from RefSeq and is a predicted model, not a curated record. Gene Ontology annotation, cellular component: membrane; endoplasmic reticulum; endomembrane system.
UAUCAACGUGGCUCGGCAACCGCGAUUCGUUGGCUGACCGGUUGGAACUAUCGCGGCUGUAACGUUGGAGGUUGGAAACUGGCACGGCAUUCUCCGACGAGCCUCGGGGGAUUUCGAAGGGGACGGUCGUCGGGUGCGCAACGGUUGUUCCGAGUUUUUUUUUUCAACUUGUUAUUUCGUAUUUUGUAUUUCACCCGUUUUUGCAAUUGGCCGUAUCGAACCUGAAAGGGAUCGGGUGCCAUUCAACGCUAAGAAGAAGUCCGACAAGCCUCCGCCGCGAGUAGUACGGGGACGAUCGCAAUACUCGUUAGUAACAUCUGUUACUGAAGAUUCGGUGCGAAGAUGAAUAAGAUUGUACUUGCGUGCGCGUUGGCCGGCGCAAUUUCCGCGGCCUUCGCCGAGACCUGUCAGAAACCAGAGAUCGCGGCUUCGUCGUAUGUGACGCAGGAUGCAACGGUUCUCACGAGUGUCGCCUUCACCAUGCAAUUCGUGUUGAAGUGCAGCAACGGCGUGAAGGGAAUCAGCUUGUAUGCCGAUGUCGAGGGCAAAACGUUACCGGCAGUCAGGUUGAGCGCCGAGAACAAGUAUCAGAUAUCUUGGACAGAAGACAUCAAGAAGGCAAGAUCUGGCGAUUAUUACAUAAAACUGUAUGAUGAGGAGAAGUAUGCCGCUGUUCGUAAAGCAAUAAGGAACGGAGAGGAUCCCGACAGCGUGAAUGCCUUGGCGAUGGUCGUUCUGAACAGUCCUGGUGUAUACCUUGGCCCGUGGGUAAACUCUGAAUUCUUGGCCGCUUUCUUAGCUACUUUGGUAUCCUACACGGCAUUUUCGGCAAAGUACAAACUUCUAGCGUAAAAAACUCAAAAUUUUUUGUAAUUAGCGAAUGACUUAAACUUCCAAACAUCAAAGAAAAGAUAAUUUAUCAUUGGGAACAAAACUCUCCGUUUUGUUUCUUUGGGAUUAUUGUGUCCGUGUCUUUGAGUAUAAUAUAUAUCAUUCAUGAAAGAAAUUAACGGAAUAUAAGAAGUUCGAUGUACUUGUAUGUAAAGUAUAACACGUUGUUAAGUCUUUUUAUAUAAGUAUACUUUAUGUAAAAGAUAUUAAAUAUAAAAGAAUUUUAUAUGUA